Antechinus flavipes (yellow-footed antechinus) is the source of this 1202-nucleotide messenger RNA. RefSeq names its product cathepsin W (gene CTSW). Lineage: Eukaryota; Metazoa; Chordata; Mammalia; Dasyuromorphia; Dasyuridae. Gene Ontology annotation, cellular component: lysosome. The coding region runs from base 61 to 1116 and encodes 351 amino acids. The record is from RefSeq and is a predicted model, not a curated record. The transcript has 11 exons. Gene Ontology annotation, molecular function: cysteine-type endopeptidase activity.
UGGCCUCAGUCAUCUCUGACUGCUCUCAUCUCACCCCUCACUUGGCUCGCUGGCUUCGAGAUGCUCUCCUCUCAGCUCUUCUGCCUCCUGGGGCUGCUGGCCACGGGGGCCCUGGCCUGGAACACCUCCCCCACACCGGGACAGAGCUUCCACAGCCCGCUGCCAGGCACCCGGGACCUCAGGGAGCAGUUCAAGGCCUUUCAGAUCCAGUACAACAAGAGCUACCCUGAUGCAGCAGAACGAGAACGCCGCUUUAAGAUCUUUGCUGACAACCUGGCUCAAGCCCAGCAGCUGACGGAGGAGCACCAGGGUUUGGCCCAGUUCGGAGUGACCCAGUUCAGUGACCUCACAGAGGAGGAAUUUCGCCGGCUUUACCAACCAUCCCGGCCCGAUUACUCGGGUCUCAGAGUGAAGACGGGAGGAUACCCAAGACUGCAGAGGCCGAAGGCGCGUUCCUGUGACUGGAGGAAGGCGAGAGUCCUGACUCCCGUGAGAGAUCAGAAAAACUGCAACAGCUGUUGGGCCAUUUCCGCCGUGGGCAACGUUGAAGCCUUGUGGGCCAUCAAGUACCAGCAGCUCUUUGAGCUCUCUGUGCAAGAGCUGCUGGACUGCCGCCAGUGUGGAAAAGGCUGUGAGGGCGGCUUCGUCUGGGACGCCUACAUGACCAUCCUCAACCAAAGUGGCCUGGCCGAGGAGCAGGAUUACCCCUACAGACCCCAGCUCUCCAAGAGCUGCCAAAACAAAGAAAAAAGGGCCUGGAUCCAUGACUUCCUGAUGCUGAAACAGGAGGAGAACCACAUGGCCCAGUAUGUGGCAGAAAAUGGACCCAUCACUGUGACCAUCAACUCGAGACUCUUAGGGAGUUACAGAAAAGGGGUGAUCAAACCAGGGAGCAACUGUGACCCCGAGUACUUGGACCACGUGGUGCUGCUGGUGGGCUUUGGCCAAACAGUCCACAACUUUACCUAUUGGAUCCUCAAGAACUCCUGGGGCAGCAGCUGGGGAGAAAAGGGCUAUUUCCGGCUGCAUCGGGGAAGCAACGCCUGCGGCAUCACAAAGUACCCCCUGACGGCUCUGGUGCGAGGACAGAACGACCCCAUGCGCUGCCCCAGCUGAAGACUCCCUCGAGUCCUUCCCCCCCCAACGCUCAUGGCCUACAAGGCAUCCUGUACUUGCACUCAAUAAAGCCCCUGGUUCACGGC